This is a messenger RNA of Phycodurus eques (leafy seadragon), 1977 nucleotides long. It is a transcript of the gene cldn5a, whose product is annotated as claudin 5a. The coding region runs from base 242 to 889 and encodes 215 amino acids. NCBI's taxonomy places the organism in Eukaryota, Metazoa, Chordata, Actinopteri, Syngnathiformes, Syngnathidae. The record is from RefSeq and is a predicted model, not a curated record. Gene Ontology annotation, cellular component: plasma membrane; bicellular tight junction. Gene Ontology annotation, molecular function: structural molecule activity. Gene Ontology annotation, biological process: cell adhesion; bicellular tight junction assembly. The transcript has a single exon.
AGCCGGGAAAAAAACCCCCAAAAAAACAUCGGUGGUCCAGAGUUGCUGCGAGUCCAGUUGUUUUCACACUAGCACAAAAGAACUGAGCGCUGCCGUUGCAAAGAGAUGAGCAAAUAAAAAGCGACUACAGAUAGUAGAUAGUAGCUAACCAUAGAAAGAGAAGGGGAAAUCAAGAGGAGAGUUUUUGGACGAAUACCAGAUUCGAAAAAACAAAAAAUUCAAUCAAAAAUAAAAAGCGAACAUGGUGUCGGCCGGGCUGGAGAUUCUGGGACUGUCGCUGUGCGUCGUCGGCUCUCUACUGGUGAUGGUAGCGUGCGGUCUGCCCAUGUGGAAGGUGACCGCGUUCAUCGAGGCCAACAUCGUGGUGGCGCAAACCAUCUGGGACGGCCUGUGGAUGUCGUGCGUGGUGCAGAGCACCGGCCAGAUGCAGUGCAAGGUGCACGACUCGGUGCUCGCCCUCAGCCACGACCUGCAGGCGGCCCGGGCGCUCACCAUCAUCUCAUCGGUGAUGGGCGUGCUGGGGCUCAUGGUGGUGAUCGCCGGAGCGCAGUGCACCAACUGUAUCCGCAACGAGUACGUGAAGGCGCGGGUGGUGAACGCUGGCGGGGUGAUCUACAUCAUCAGCGGGCUCUUCGUGUUGGUGCCCCUGUGCUGGAUGGCCAACAACAUCAUCUCGGACUUCUACAACCCGCAGGUGCCCGGCGCCAAGAAGAGGGAGAUCGGCGCCGCGCUGUACAUCGGCUGGGCAGCCACCGCGCUGCUGCUGAUCGGCGGCGCAGUGCUGUGUUGCUCCUGCCCAGCCGGUGGGAACACGGGAUACUCGGUCAAAUACGCGCCCACCAAGAGAGCCACGCCGAACGGGGACUAUGACAAAAGGAAUUACGUGUAGCCACACACAGACUUUUUUUUUUUUUUUUUUUUUUUUUUUGCACCUGCCUAUUUUUCCUCGAUUCAUUCAAUAAAUUGGACCAUGUUUUUCUAUCUUCAGGACUUGCAUUCCCCCCCCCCCCUUGACUCAUUCAGUAAGCUGGACCAUGUGUCUCUAUCUGCUUUUCCCAUUUUUGUAUUUUUUGGGGGGGGGGGGGGGGGGGGGGACCUACAACUAAUACCGACAAAAAGGACUACAGUAUCUUUGUUAGGUACAUGCUUUUGUAAGUUUUAUUUUUCAUGAUUGUUUUUUUUAUUUUUGGUAGAACUCAUGCCAUUGACAACACGUACUUUGCCUGCCAACCUGUACAGUAACAAAAACAAAACAAACAAAAAAAAGAAAUUGCACUCCUUCAUAAAUGUUGACAUGAAAACAUGUAUACGAAGUGUGUCAGAAAAGUUCCAUCAUAUAUUUUAAACCCAAACCAAGACGUUUUCCCCUUCGGUGUGGCCAGAUGAUAAAGCAGCGCAUUUACGGCGGCAUUUGCUUGGUUCAGUGCGCGAGAAGAGGCACCUGCUCACAAUGCCCUGAGCAUCCAAAAGAUCCUGGCCCAGAAGAACAUCGCCUACACUGUAGCAACCUCCCGACUCACCCGACCUGGCUAGGUGUGACAUUUUUUCCUCAUCGAGAUGGCCGUGACGACAGCGCUGUGGACGAUUCCUGGAAGAAUCCUUCCAGAGGUGCACCAAGGCGUGGCAGACAAGGGUGGGAAAGUGCAUUAUACUCCAGGGGGGAUAACUUCCGAGAGGAAAACAUGUCGUUUGGGUCUGACAUAUAUCUUUUGCGACCGCAGUCCUGGAACCUUUCUGACACACCUUGUAAUACUCAAGAAACUGCAUAUGUGCUGGGAUUGAUGACUGGGACAUUUCUGUCCAUUAUUCCAAGCACCUGCUGGCAUCGUGACCACCGCAGGUAGUCUCAUUUCAUUUCUUAAGUCCCUGGAAUUGUUUGCUUUUGUUGUUUGAUGUAGUGACUCACGAUUCCUGUAUAAGAUGCAGCAAUAUUGUUUCCCUUUUUAUUAAGAUUAAACUCACUAUAUUUGUCUGGAA